CUCGAGAUUUUUGGCCCAAAAUUAUCUUUGGCCAUAGCGGCAGCAGUCCUUCCUCGUGCAUCUCCCGAUGGCUCGCAGCACCUCGCUCCUGUCUCCGGCGCUCGUGGCGGCUCUUGCCGUCGUGGCCUGCCGGCUCGUGCUCGGCGCGGUCUUCGUCGGCGCGCCCGCUGUGCGAGGCCUGCGGGGCCAGGCCAUCACGCGCCGCGUUGGCACGGACUACCUGCUGCGCAACGGCCCGAGGGAUGCCGACGGCCCGCCUGUGGACACGGCCGCGGCCCCAGCCGGCCAGUCGGUGGAGUACAAGAAGCGCCCUUUCGGCAUCGCCCGCUACGCGCCCGGCGUCGGCGGCAACGGCGCGACGGUCAUGGAGGUGACCCAGAAGUCCCGCUACCCGGGCGACCCGCAGGGUCAGGCCUUUGUUGCCGGCGUGCAGCCUGGCUGGUCCGUGAAGACGGUGAACGGUCAGGACGUCACUGGUCUCCCCUUUGGAGCCAUCAUGGAGAUGCUGGACGACGAGGUGCUGGACCCGGUCGCGGCGCUCUCCUUGAAUGUGAAGGGGGAUGCCUCUCAGAGUAGCGGGUCUACAGGCAUGGCUGGCGCAGGCAUGACAGACUUCGGUGUUUCCAAGGCGGAGGUUCCGAUCACGGUCUUGUACUCUUCUCGCUGAGCAUUGAGCGAGUGGAGCACUCGUUGCAGCAUCGUGUGAGUGCGGCCUUAUGAAACAUUUUUCGCUGCGCCAGUUGGACGCGGUCUCUGAUUCGGCUGUUCGCUGACUGCUCGACUGAUUGACAGUCGUCCAUGCGUUUUGAGUGGACGAUCGAGCAACACAGCACUCGUCCUUCCCCUCCUGCGUCGAGCGCGCAGGUCCAUCGGACGGGAGGCCGAAGAGUCUCACCAUGAGGGGCAACGUUUGGGUGGGACAGGCUCAGGUGGGUACAUCUGCAUCGGA
This is a messenger RNA of Prorocentrum cordatum, 949 nucleotides long. Lineage: Eukaryota; Dinophyceae; Prorocentrales; Prorocentraceae. The record is from the annotation of a GenBank genome assembly.